Molecule: messenger RNA, 845 nt
Organism: Zea mays
Lineage: Eukaryota; Viridiplantae; Streptophyta; Magnoliopsida; Poales; Poaceae
Product: thaumatin-like protein
Exons: 1
Coding region: 86-619 (177 amino acids)
Source: RefSeq, a predicted model, not a curated record
ACACUACAAACGCAUUAAGCUCUUAGCUAGCCCUAGCCACGUACCCACACAUCGUAGACAACGCAAUUAGCUAGGAAUAGCAUCCAUGGCGUCCGGGGCUGCUGCUUCCUCGGCCCUCUUGCUCCUCGUCGCGGCCUUGGUGGCCACCAGUGCGAGGGCGGCCACAUUCACCAUCACCAACAACUGCGGCUCGACGGUGUGGCCGGCGGCCACCCCGGUGGGCGGCGGCACGCAGCUUGACCCCGGGCAGACGUGGACCGUGGACGUGCCGGCGGGGACCCAGUCCGGCAGGGUGUGGGGGCGCACGGGGUGCUCCUUCAACGGCGGCAGCGGGAGCUGCCAGACGGGCGACUGCGGCGGCGCACUCUCCUGCACGCUCUCGGGGCAGCCUCCCAUGACGCUGGCCGAGUUCACCAUCGGCGGCGGCGGCAGCCAGGACUUCUACGACAUCUCGGUGAUCGACGGCUACAACCUGGCCAUGCUCUUCUCGUGCAGCACCGGCGUGACCCUCAACUGCGGCGGGCCCAGCUGCCCAGACGCCUACCUGUUUCCCAGCGACAACACCAAGACCCAUGCCUGCAGCGGCAACAGCAACUACCAGGUCACCUUCUGCCCGUGAGAUCGCGCGUGCGAGGCAGGCGGCAGUGUGGCCGGACGACGAUGCAAUAUGCAAUGCAUGCUCCAGCCAACUUCUUUCUUUGCAAAUAAUAAGUAUGUUGUUUGUCCUAGUUUGUUAUUAGUGGAGAAAUUAAAAAAGUAGACAAUCGAAUAAGACGAUGAUGUUCACCCCAUAGAUUAUGUAACUUCGAUGAGUUUGAUCUAUAUAUAUGUGCUUGCAAAACAUA